Molecule: messenger RNA, 304 nt
Organism: Cetraspora pellucida
Lineage: Eukaryota; Fungi; Glomeromycota; Glomeromycetes; Diversisporales; Gigasporaceae
Source: the annotation of a GenBank genome assembly
UGCUAAAGAUUUAUAUGAAGCAUUAUCUAAUAUAAAUCUUAGCAAUGAUAAUAACUAUCAUGAAGAACAACUUAUUAGUAAAAUACAAAAUGUGAAGUUUUUAGAUAAAGAAGCACUUAACAUUAAGGAAUUGUUAAAUCUUGAUGUGGCUGAUUUUAUAAAUAACUUAGAUAAAAUAGUUUUUAAUACUAACUUUGAAUCUUCUGAAGAAGAAUAUAGUAAUGUUCAAAUUAAUAAUGCUGAGAGCAAUAUUGAUAAAAAAAAUUGGAAUUCUGAAAAGAAAGUUGAUACAAUAUUAGAUUAA